This is a messenger RNA of Talaromyces amestolkiae, 2088 nucleotides long. RefSeq lists its product as uncharacterized. The transcript has a single exon. Gene Ontology annotation, molecular function: histone acetyltransferase activity. Lineage: Eukaryota; Fungi; Ascomycota; Eurotiomycetes; Eurotiales; Trichocomaceae. The coding region runs from base 1 to 2088 and encodes 695 amino acids. The record is from RefSeq and is a predicted model, not a curated record. Gene Ontology annotation, cellular component: SAS acetyltransferase complex.
AUGGUAGGCACCUCGCGAUCAUCGAUCAAAGACUCGGUGCAACCACAUCAAGCACACGCGAAAACGCCUGUCCAUCCGGAUUUUCAACAGCUUCGCGAUGAAGGGAAUCUUGAUAACGGCAUCAACCCCGACGAUCGCGAUCAAGACGAAGACGAAGACGAGCUACAAGUCACGCAGAAUCCUACCAACGCAAGGCCAGACAACACGAAAAAUUCACGAAAAAUGCUAGCGACGAGCAAGAGCCUUCCCAAUCUCAGGGCGCACACAAUCAACUCCACUACAUCUACAAUAAAACGGCCUCGAUUAUCAUCGUCGACAUCUCCUUCGCCGCCGCCGCCCUCUCGCACUCCCUUGUCGCAUGCUCCACGUUCUACUCCCCGACGACCUCCGAAACGCGCUCCGUUAACUAAUCGCCACCCAUCAGGUUCGCAACAAACUACGUUGGACAAGUUUUUCGGUGGAAAUUCGAUCAAGGAUAAAAAUACUCGCGCAGAGACUGAGACUCAAAGGCCGACGAAGAAGGCACGCUUUGAACGCGAUGGAGAUGCCGCUAUCGGAGCUCAAUUCACCACGUCUUCCUCGACAGCAGCAACAACAAAUCAACAAUUUCUUGACAACCGCGAAUCCCCCGAUCCGCUGAACGUCAUAUCGUCUCCUCCUAAUGGCGAUCGAGUACGUACGCGACAGAGAUCGAAUACCUUAACGACAUCCACCACGACCGGAACCACCACAAUACCUACAGAAACCACUACGAGCCGGUCCUCGCGGAACAAGGCACAUCCAGUCAUUAUUGCUGAUGAUGCCACCACAACGAAGCCUGAAAACGAGGUGGGUGUGAACGCCCAAAGCAAGCCAACAAAUAACACAGCCCAAGCCCAAGAAAAGAGAUCUCUGCGAUCACAUGAUGGAGGCUCCCGCUCGAGAAGUGAACUCGCGCUUUAUUUCCCCAACUAUGAGCAAAUCAUUAGUCUUGAGCCGGUGAAGACAGAAUUUCUCGCUCCGGAGACAAAUGUGACAAUACUCGAUGACCUGACCGAGCCGCCUCUUCCAUUGCCCACCCUCCAAUCGGGAUCUCCAUCGCGAACGAGGAAACAGCGCAACUCUAUCGAGCAAUUUUCGCCAUUUGGGAAUCCUCUGAAUAAUUUACACGGAGUUGAAAAGAUUGAACUACCAAAAGUAGAGGACAGUGAACUUGGGGUUACGGAUCCUUUGAAUGAAAAUGUCUACUUCAAAGCCCACCGUCGACACGAAAGGCAAGAAAAGCAACUACGGAAUAUCGAAAAAGAGCGAGCUCAACAUGAAAAGAUACAACUUGAUCGUCUGUUAGAUGAGCUUCAAGGUCAUGAUUGGCUUAGAGUGAUGGGUAUCAGCGGUAUUACGGACACAGAAAAGAAGCUCUACGAACCAAAACGCGAUUACUUCGUAAAAGAAGUUUCGGCAUUGAUAGGAAAGUUUCAUUUGUGGAAAGAGGAAGAGAAACGACGCAAGCAUGAACGCGAACAAAUGCUUCUCGAAGCCGCCAAUGCUGCUGCCGAAAAAGAAGAGCAUGCCGUUGAUGAAGAGAUGUCUGAAAGUGAAAAGCCAUCCUCAGAUAUUGACUCGAGCGAGCUGGAUGCCGCAGCUGCUCAACAACUUCUACAAGAAGCGCGAUCCGCAACAGCAACAGGUGCAACGACAUCCUCUCCACCGACACCAGCACACCCUCAACCCCGUCGGAGACUAGUAGAUGAAUUAACCAGCACACCACCCAAAUCUCGAUCAACUCAUCACAGAACAAACUCCAAACAUGCCAUACAUACCACAACAAACCAAGACUCCCCGUCCAAUUCUCAGGUCCACCAUCCAGAGAUUCAAGAAUACGACGAGAACAAACCUUUUACAUCCUUCUACCGAAAACGACAUCUCCGCGACGCGGCAUUCUCAAGUAGCCGUCGAGGCGGUCGCAACAGAUCUGCAUUUGGACAACCAUUACCAGAGCUCAUUGAAGAACGAGAAUUCGAGCUUCCCUCAGAGAUUUUGACGUCGAAUAUUGUCUUGUCCUUAGAACGGAAGAGGAGACGGUUGAAGAGGGAGAGUCGAGGUGGUUGA